AUGGGUCUUCAUCGAGAGCUAGGGUGGUCGUUUGACUGCCAUUACUGUCACACCAAUCCAUUGGAUCCGUUAGUCAUUAAUCAUCUGUUGAGACACCGGUUCACACCAUUCAAUGCUCUCAUUGUGUCUCAUCUGCAAAGGUCUCCGCAAUCCAAAAGCAAAUCCAAGAACUCAAAGGACGACAGCCGAAGAAGGAGUUCCAGUGCCAGCAGCGGCUCCCGAAGCAGUCGCAGCGGUUCCCGAAGCAGUUCCAGUGGCUCGCGAAGCAGUUCCUCGAGCUCUGGCUCUUCGCGGUCGAGCGCUUCCCACUCGCGGUCGCCGUCGCGGUCGAGCAGCUCUUCGCGAUCGCGCGGCUCGUCUUCGCGCAGACGUCGCGCGCGCUCUCCGUCACCAAAACGCGUGCGAAAGCCGUCGCCCAGUCCUCGGCCGACGCGUAUUCACGUCGGAAGACUCACCCGAAACGUGACCAAAGAUCACGUGAUGGAGAUCUUCAGCGUCUACGGCAUCGUCCGGAACGUUGAGAUGCCUUUCGACAGAACUCAUCCGCAUUUGAGUCGCGGCUUCGCUUACGUGGAGUUCGAGAAACCGGACGACGCGGACAAAGCCAUCAAAUACAUGGACGGCGGACAAGUGGACGGCCAGGAGGUCAGUGCCACUCCCGUACUGGUGCCCAAACGGCCGCCGUUCUCGGGUCCGCCGCCCCGUCGCGGACCGCCUCCGCAGCAGUGGCGCCGCGAUUCGCCGCCUCGAGGAGGAAGAGGGGGAAGGCGUGGCGGUGGUGGUGGUGGUGGCGGACGAUCUCCUCCGAGGUAUAGAUCGCCGCCGCGUCGGCGCUCGCGAAGCAAAUCCCGUUCCCCGGCUCGCAGACGACGCGACUCCAGUUCCGGUUCUUCGCGCUAAUGCUCGCAUGAAAUGAGUGUCUCAUUCGCACGCAUUCAUCCCAUUCCCUACCAUCCCCUCUCUGUGACCACAACUACUAUAUUAUUUAAUCUCAAUAUUAACGACACAUAAAAAUUAGUGUAAAAAAUGUUUUUAUUUGUGAAUUCGUAUUAAACGUAAAACUUUUUUCACCAAAA
Messenger RNA from Oppiella nova, 1076 nucleotides. NCBI's taxonomy places the organism in Eukaryota, Metazoa, Arthropoda, Arachnida, Sarcoptiformes, Oppiidae. The record is from the annotation of a GenBank genome assembly.